Thamnophis elegans (Western terrestrial garter snake) is the source of this 3644-nucleotide messenger RNA. RefSeq names its product interleukin 1 receptor associated kinase 4 (gene IRAK4). NCBI's taxonomy places the organism in Eukaryota, Metazoa, Chordata, Lepidosauria, Squamata, Natricidae. Gene Ontology annotation, cellular component: plasma membrane. Gene Ontology annotation, molecular function: protein serine/threonine kinase activity; magnesium ion binding; ATP binding. The transcript is spliced from 13 exons. Gene Ontology annotation, biological process: protein phosphorylation; signal transduction. The record is from RefSeq and is a predicted model, not a curated record. Bases 588 to 1937 code for a protein of 449 amino acids.
CAAAGGAGGGUUCCCUAUAACUCUCAAGACCAUCUGUGCAGCUGCCGGAUCUUACCCGACGGACUCGGUGCGCACAAUCCUACGGCCUCUGUUGAUGCGUCACGUCAAUAAAAAGUAACGAAGCUUCUUGGCGGCCGAGAGCCGCAUCGAGCUUUUCCACCCGCCACCCAACAGAGAAAAUAAGGGGGAGUCAGGCAGAGAGGAGCGCACCACAAUCUAACACUAGCAAAUUAGACGAUUGAAGCGGCCGAUUAACAGCUCAUUGCAGGUUCACUGGGGCCAAUAACCGGGAUAGAGAAAGAGAAGAGCUUAGCGUCUCACUAACGGCAUCAACCAAUGACUUCCCCGACACCCGUCCCAAUGGGCCGAGCCUGCGGAGAGAGAGCGUUAAUGUCUGCGCAGGCUCGUUUCGGGAGAGAGCGCACGAAGCCCGGAUCAAGGGGAAGAGGCAAGUGAGGAAGUUCCCGUCUUGAGCAACCGGGUUAUGAGGCUGGGAGGUGGGGCUGUUUUUUUCCUACUUAGGUGGGUCGGAGCGCAAAUACUCCAAGUGAGACCUGCGGCGCUUCCUUAUGUUAUAAGAUUCAAAAAUGACAAAUUCCAUAACACCUUCUACUUAUGUACGUUCCCUUGGCUAUGGAAUGAUGAGACAGCUGGCAGAUUUCAUUGAUCCACAAGAAGGAUGGAAGAAAUUAGCUGCUGAUAUAACUGAUUUAUCUGGUGCAAAACGAUACAACCAAAUGCAAAUGAGGCGAUUUGAAGCAUUAAAACAAGUAGGAAAAAGUCCCACCUGUGAAUUACUUUAUGAUUGGGGAACAUUAAAUUGUACAGUUAGAGAUUUGGUGGACCUUCUCAUCAGAAAUCAGUUUUUGGCACCAGCAAGUCUUUUGAUUCCAGAAGCUGUACUCCUACAUAAAAAAGGACCUCUCGUAGAAGGCAAGAAAAUACCACCUGAAUGGUUAUCCCUGGAUCCAAGUGAAGGUCACCUAACAUCAAAUAGUUGUGAUCUGAGUUCAGCGAACAACAGCAGACAACUUAAUGAUACAGGAUUGAAAAGCUUCUUGUUUUAUGAGCUAAAACGUAUCACAAAUAACUUCGAUGAUCAAACUCUGUCAACUGGUGGCAACAAGAUUGGCGAAGGAGGCUUUGGAGUGGUUUACAAAGGAUGCAUCAACGGCCAAACAGUGGCAGUGAAAAAACUUACAGCUUUGGCAGAUAUAAGUAUUGAAGACCUAAAAAAGCAAUUUGAGCAGGAAAUAAAGAUUAUGGGAAAGUGCCAACAUGAGAACUUAGUAGAAUUGCUUGGUUUCUCAAAUGAUUUUAAUCAGCCUUGCUUAGUAUAUGAUUAUAUGCCCAACGGCUCCUUGCUUGAUAGAUUAGCUUGCCUGGACAACUCUCCACCAAUACCAUGGGACACAAGAUGCAACAUUGCGUUUGGGACAUCAAAUGGAAUCGCCUUCUUGCAUGAAAAUAACCACAUCCAUCGAGAUGUUAAAAGUGCAAAUAUCUUACUAACAGAAACAUUUGUACCAAAACUUUCUGAUUUUGGGCUUGCAAGAGCAUCGGUAAGAUUUACACACACUAUUCUAACAGAUAGAAUAGUUGGGACAGCAGCCUAUAUGGCUCCAGAGGCAUUAAGAGGGGAGAUAACUCCUAAAUCGGAUGUCUUCAGUUUUGGCGUGGUAUUACUUGAAAUAAUAACUGGACUUAGUCCUAUGGAUGAAAAUCGGGACCCCCAGUUACUGUUGUCCAUCAAAGAGGAAAUUGAAGAUGAAGAAAAAACUAUUGAAGAUUAUGUUGAUAAAAAAAUCAGCAAUUGGAACAUCACCUCAAUUGAACAUAUGUAUUCAAUUGCUGCCCCAUGUCUGCAUGAGAAGAAGAACCGGAGGCCAGAUAUUGAAAGGGUCAAAGAACAUUUAAAAGAAAUGUUGAUUGAAUAAGUGCCUGAAGGCCAUCCUGAGCUACUGGAAAUGCAACUUCUUGCAAAGUUUGAUGUUUAGUUUCAACACUGACUUCAGUUUGUACCUGGAACACAAAAUUUAAAACAGAUUAAAGAAAGGCAAUUGCCUAAUGCAUAUUUGUGCUUCAUCCAAAGCAUGAGAGAAGAAAUUAGGAUCCUCAAUUAUAGUCAUAAUUUUGAAUGGUAUGUUCUUUCUAUCCGCUUUAUGUUUGAAAGAAUCCUCUUUUUUUAAAAAAAAAGUCACUAAACUGGAUCGCAAAAGAAGAGGGGGGCUUGCUUCUAUUCAAAGAACAUUUGAUCAGAAAUAAAUCUUAUUUAAUGAAAGGAAACACAAAGAGUUUAACAGUUAAGAAAAAAUAUUUCAGGCUGUAGGAAAUUUGACAUUUGCUUUAAAUCUUCUAAAAAGAGUUUGGCUUCCAUACCAAAAUGCAAUACCUCACUAAUCUUGAUUUGUUGAAGUUCUUCUUCAGCUGUUGUCAGAGGAGCAGGGGAUGACUGAAUCAUCAAAUAUUUAUGAUAACCAUUUAAUGAAACAUCAUCCUGAAAAAAGAGAGCCAUCAGUUUUGCAUGACUGGUAAUUUCCAAUUGCAAUAUUUUCUUCUGAAGCAGUUCAGUUCAGAAUCAUAUUGCUUUACAGUUAAUUAAAGAUGCAAUCCUACAGCCCUUACAACUAUGUUUCCAGAUCACCAAAUUCAGAAAUGCUCCAGUCUCAGAGGAGCAAGUAUCUUACAUUCUUUCUCGGAAUACAAAAACAGCUUUACUAAUGUUUAACAUUUAAAAGGCAAUGUGGCAAGGAAGGAAAUAAGGAAAACUCAAAUUGUCCUGAGAUAAAACAAACCAAGAAACAAACAACAAAAUACUCCCCAAACAAAAAUAUUUCAACCACUUUAAGUUUCCCUGCUCCUCCCCAAAAUAUCAAAUUAACACAUGAAAAUACAACUGAUUUCUACUUAGAUUAUCACUUACAAAUAAAUGGCUAUGUUAGCUUCUAUAGAAUGCAUACCUUAUUUGUUCCAAAUACUUCAUCUUUAAUAUGUCCACCUCCAAAUUCUUUCUUUAAAGUUGCCCGAGUAGCUGCAUAUAACAUUUUUUGUCGAACCUGAUUGGUCAUAAAAGGGAUAAAUUUGGAUUUUUAAAAAUUGAAUUAAAUGAAAAUUAAAUGCUAAAACCACUUUUCAUAUAGAUUUACAAUUCUUCCAUCCUUCUAUUCUUACAGAAUUGUUUACUUUUUAAAAUUGUUAUUUAAAUUUUCCUUUUUAUUAUUACAUUAUUAUUAUAUGAUAAAGGUACAAAAUUAUUGCAAAUUAUGAUAAUAGGAAGAAAGACAUAAUAGCAAAAUGUUAACUUGAGCUAGGUGCAAACAUGAACAACUAAAUUACUGAUUUAUCAAAAAGUAUAAUUUAUCAUUUAUAAAACAACAUUAUUGACGUUAUAUUACUCCCAACAAAGGUUUAAAACUUUGGGUACAAUAUCCACUACCUCCUAAAUACAUUAUUCAUUAAAAUAGAUAGGCAAUGUGAUUCAAUAUUCUUUAGCUACUGAUCUUGCUGGAAAUUAUAAUGCAAAAUGUCUGGAACACAACAAUCCCAGAUGGAAAAUUUCAUAUUCUCACACUUGAAACAAGUCUCUGCAAUUCUAUGGAAAAUGGGAGGGAAGGGAGAGAUGCUGCCUGGGAAAUGGUCAGUUA